Oppiella nova is the source of this 602-nucleotide messenger RNA. The record is from the annotation of a GenBank genome assembly. NCBI's taxonomy places the organism in Eukaryota, Metazoa, Arthropoda, Arachnida, Sarcoptiformes, Oppiidae.
UAAAAACACUGCAAAACAACUCUUGACUUAAUAGUUAUAAUUAUAAUACAAUCGUAUUAUUAGUAUAAUUACAAACGCAUAGAAAUAAUGCAAAAACAAAUACUAAUCGUCAUUAGUAUCAUCGGUUUGGUGGUCGGCCGUGACAUUAACGGCGCCGGACUGGCACUCAUCAAGCAACAGGAGGGCUGGAGAGCCAACUACUAUUACGAUCAAAUCGGUCAAAAAACAAUUGGCUAUGGACAUUGCUGCGUCUGGCACCCGUGCGAUCAGCUGCACCCACCCCUAACUGAGCAACAGGGUUCCGAUCUCUUGAGAGCUGAUCUUGGUGAGUUCCAGAAUUGUAUCCAAAAUGCCGCCCCUGGACUUAAUGACAACCAGUUUGCUGCCUGCACGUCAUUUGCCUUUAACAUGGGCUGCGGUGCGUUCACGGGGUCACACAUAUUGUCCAACAUUAGGGCCAAGAACUUCAACGCCGCCGCCAAUGCCUUCAAUGAGUACACUUCGAUGGGCGGCCGUGUGAUCGCCGGUCUCGUCAACCGUAGGAAAGCCGAGGCACAGCUGUUCCGAUCGUAGAUACCUGUCCACCAACAGUGUCUCACACG